AUGAUCUCAUCGUCAGAGAUGACGGAGACGGAGACGGAGACGGCACCGGAAAUGGUUGCAGCCGUGGCAUCGGAAGCCGUACGGGCGGAGAUAUCGAGGGGAGUGGAUGAUGAAGAGAAGGAGAAAAUACGCCGUCAGAAGAAGCUUGAAGAAGCUCUCGAAGCCAAAUCUCUUCGUCGCAUUAUCAGUGCUUACCUCAAUUAUCCAGAGGCUUCUAAAGAGGAUCUGAAAAGAUGGGAAAGAUCAUAUCGGAAGCUGUCUCCUGCACACAAGGCAUUGGUACCCCAUUACCCUUUGAAGUUGCAGAGAUUAAAAAGGUGUAUAUCGACGAAUUCAUAUUUCAUAAUUAAUAUGCUUCAGGCAUUUGAGCCCCCUAUAGACUUGAGUCAGGAUCUUGAUGAUUGUGAAGACUCAAAUCUUGAAUGUGCUCCAAAUGAGAAAUACAUACUAGAUGAAAGACACAAUUCUUCUUGUCAGCCUGCCUUGGCCAAUGGUUGUACAAAUCAGGAAGAAAGUAAAAGUAUGCGCGACUCACUAACAGGAGCUUUGUCUAUAGAGGAGUUUCAGAGGAAGGAUGCUAACGAUCAUUCCCCCAAGAACCACUCGGAGGACACAAGAAUCAUUGAUAAGAGAUAUGAUUGUGAUGGAGACAAUUUACAUCACGACCAUGGCAGUGCAUCAUUAUCACCCCAUGAUUGGUUGGACCCAUCGUUACAGUCACAUGUCCCUCUGGUUGAUGUAGAUAAGGUUCGUUGUAUAAUACGGAAUAUAGUUCGAGACUGGGCAGCAGAGGGUAAGAGAGAACGAGACGAAUGUUACAAGCCUAUCCUUGAAGAACUUGAUUCCUUGUUUCCUGAUCGUCAAAAGGAGAGCACCCCUCCUGCCUGUUUAGUUCCUGGUGCUGGACUUGGACGCCUAGCCCUUGAAAUUUCUUGUCUAGGUUUCAUGAGCCAAGGGAAUGAGUUUUCAUACUACAUGAUGAUAUGCUCAAGUUUUAUUCUAAAUUAUGCACAGAUGCCUUGUGAGUGGACGAUAUACCCCUGGAUACACAGCAACUGCAAUUCGCUGUCAGACAAUGAUCAACUACGCCCUGUUGCGAUUCCUGAUAUUCAUCCUGCAAGUGCAGGAAUAACAGAAGGUUUCUCUAUGUGUGGUGGUGAUUUUGUCGAAGUAUACAGUGAAUCAUGUCAUGCAGGAAUGUGGGAUGCAGUUGUGACUUGCUUUUUCAUCGACACUGCUCAUAACAUCAUCGAGUACAUCGAAAUCAUAUCCAAGAUCUUAAAGGAUGGAGGAGUUUGGAUAAAUUUAGGACCUCUGCUGUAUCACUUUGCGGACACAUAUGGCCAUGGAAAUGAAAUGUCAAUCGAGCUAAGUUUAGAGGAUGUAAAGAGAGUUGCUUCACAUUAUGGGUUCGAGAUAGAGAAAGAAAGAACGAUUGAAACAACAUACACUACAAAUCCUCGGUCUAUGAUGCAGAACCGAUACUAUGCUGCCUUCUGGACAAUGAGGAAGAAGUCUGCAUUAACAACUUAA
Molecule: messenger RNA, 1533 nt
Organism: Thlaspi arvense
Lineage: Eukaryota; Viridiplantae; Streptophyta; Magnoliopsida; Brassicales; Brassicaceae
Source: the annotation of a GenBank genome assembly